This is a messenger RNA of Mollisia scopiformis, 1740 nucleotides long. Its product is annotated as citrate synthase-like protein. Lineage: Eukaryota; Fungi; Ascomycota; Leotiomycetes; Helotiales; Mollisiaceae. Gene Ontology annotation, molecular function: 2-methylcitrate synthase activity. Gene Ontology annotation, cellular component: mitochondrial matrix. The record is from RefSeq and is a predicted model, not a curated record. Gene Ontology annotation, biological process: citrate metabolic process; tricarboxylic acid cycle; carbohydrate metabolic process. The transcript is spliced from 4 exons. The coding region runs from base 198 to 1625 and encodes 475 amino acids.
CAACCUCAAGCUCAUCCGGUGACGAUGUGAGACUACCGUUGAUGGUCUGUGUUUGCUAAAAGCAAAGAGUUUUUAGGAACGUCCGGUUGAACUAUCUCUUCUUUAAUUCUUAUAUAAACGGUUUCAAGGAAUUCGUAUUCCUAUCUUCACAUUACAAGCCACGAUUACCCCACGUACCCCGCCUCCAAGAUUCCAAUAUGGCAAUGAAUUCUAGGACUGCCUCAUCAGCAUUGAGGGUUUUACGACCAAUUGCUCCUCGUUCUGCUCUACUCCCUGCAUAUCGAAACUAUUCCUCUGCCUCCGAACCAGAUCUCAAGACCACAUUCAAGGAAGCAAUUCCAGCUAAGCGUGAAUUGUUGAAGAAGGUCAAGGCUCUAGGAGGAAAAGUCAUUGGAGAUGUCAAAGUCGAGAACACAAUUGGUGGCAUGAGAGGACUGAAAGCUAUGGUGUGGGAAGGAUCCGUCCUCGAUGCCAAUGAGGGCAUUCGAUUCCAUGGACGAACGAUAAAAGAGUGCCAAAAAGAGCUGCCAAAAGGUACUUCUGGCACAGAAAUGUUGCCAGAAGCCAUGUUCUGGCUACUCUUGACCGGCCAAGUUCCUUCCACGAAUCAAGUCCGAAAGUUCUCUCGUGAACUUGCAGAACAAUCAGAACUGCCAGACUUUGUCAACAAGAUGCUAGACAACUUCCCAAAAGAUCUCCAUCCAAUGACACAAUUCGCAAUUGCUGUGUCAGCUCUGUCACACACAUCUAAAUUCGCAAAGGCGUAUGAAAAGGGUAUCAAUAAGGCUGACUAUUGGGAGCCGACCUUCGAUGAUAGCAUCUCACUCUUGGCAAAGCUCCCAGUCAUCGCUGCAAAGAUCUACCAAAACUCGUAUCAAGGCGGUGGAGCUCUCCCGGCCAAAGUUGACCUUGAGCAAGAUUGGUCCUACAAUUUUGCAGCUAUGCUCGGGAAAGGAGGAAAGGAAAAUGAGAACUUCCAGGAUUUGCUGCGAUUAUACUUGGCAUUACAUGGCGACCAUGAAGGAGGCAAUGUUUCAGCACAUGCGACUCAUUUGGUUGGUAGCGCUUUGAGCGAUCCAUUUUUAAGUUACAGUGCUGGUCUCCAGGGUUUGGCUGGACCUUUGCAUGGGCUCGCCGCCCAGGAGGUUUUGAGAUGGAUUCUGCAAAUGCAAGAGCACGUUGGAACCAGCUUCAGUGACAAAGAUGUCUCUGAUUACCUAUGGUCCACACUCAAAUCAGGCCGAGUCGUACCCGGCUAUGGUCACGCUGUUCUCCGUAAACCCGAUCCUCGAUUCGAAGCCUUGAUGGACUAUGCUUCAUCACGACCAGAAAUCGCCAAGGAUCCAGUAUUUCAACUUGUCAAGAAGAAUUCCGAGAUUGCUCCUGACGUGUUGAAAGAGCACGGUAAAACGAAGAAUCCGUACCCGAAUGUUGAUUCUAGCUCUGGCGUCCUCUUCCAUCACUAUGGCUUCCACGAGACUUUGUACUAUACUGCUACCUUUGGAGUCAGUCGAGGUCUUGGACCCCUUGCCCAACUGAUUUGGGACAGAGCACUUGGCCUUCCAAUUGAGAGACCAAAGAGUAUUAAUCUGGAGGGAUUGGUCAAACUCGCUGAGAGCGCAUGAAUUUGGGAAAAUGCGUAAGGUUUGGAGUACUUUAGAUCGACUUUUGGCGUCACGCUUCUAUAUUGCAUGUCAUCAUGUGACUCAAAGAGUUCACUCAUCUCCCUGCAGUUGAAUC